AUGAUCGUCCCUCUUUCAACAACUCUUCUUGCUGCUUCUGUCUUGACUGCAUCUCCGACUGCUCUCAGGCGUGCCGUGCAACAGCUUGAUCAAGCUGCAUUCGAAGAAGCUCAGGUCCGAGAUGAUACAGCUACACGGGCAUUUUCCGACACGGCAAUCAAGACUUCUGGCGGAAAAUGUCUCUCAGUCGAUCAAUUGUCCGGGGACUUCCGAGCAAAUCUUACGCCUGUUCAGGUAACUGCUUGUAACAGCACUGAUGGUCAGAAAUGGGACAUUAUCACCAGUGGUAAACACAACAACCAAAAAAGAGCUAUGCUGGUUGUCAGUACUCUGACACAAGCCUGUCUUAACUUUGAUCCUCGUCGCGCCGCUGGAAACCAAGUCAAUCUCUUUUCGUGUGGUGGGCGUGCCGAUGGUGGUGGUGAACAAACCGAUUCUCAAAUUUUCGAUUUUGCGGGUGGUGCUGGUCCUUUGGCACUUGCGCUCAAGAACGAUGCCGGAAGCUGCUUGGCAGUCAAGGGAAACGUCCUCGAUCAAGCCUCUUGUUCUGAAGGCGAUGCGACGCAGUCUUUUACUUUUGGCUAG
Molecule: messenger RNA, 585 nt
Organism: Endocarpon pusillum Z07020
Lineage: Eukaryota; Fungi; Ascomycota; Eurotiomycetes; Verrucariales; Verrucariaceae
Exons: 4
Coding region: 1-585 (194 amino acids)
Source: RefSeq, a predicted model, not a curated record